Messenger RNA from Penicillium bovifimosum, 5895 nucleotides. It is a transcript of the gene stt4, whose product is annotated as 1-phosphatidylinositol 4-kinase STT4. The transcript is spliced from 4 exons. NCBI's taxonomy places the organism in Eukaryota, Fungi, Ascomycota, Eurotiomycetes, Eurotiales, Aspergillaceae. Gene Ontology annotation, biological process: phosphatidylinositol-mediated signaling; phosphatidylinositol phosphate biosynthetic process. The record is from RefSeq and is a predicted model, not a curated record. Gene Ontology annotation, cellular component: plasma membrane; cytoplasm. Bases 1 to 5895 code for a protein of 1964 amino acids. Gene Ontology annotation, molecular function: 1-phosphatidylinositol 4-kinase activity.
AUGGACGGUCUUUCAGGUGGAAUUAGACGCCUCGCGUUCCAAAAGCUUGCUGCGUUGGCAGUCGAGGCGCCUCGCGAUGGAGCGGAGCUCACUCGUCUUACAGAACAGUCUCAACCGACUCGACAGCCCAAUGGAGGCCUGAAUGGAAUUUUGAGAGAACAAGCCCCGACCUCUCAGGUCCCAAUGGGCAUUCGCGAGCUAGAUGUUCUUUUAGCCCUAAGCCAGGCGGCUUCCUCGGUGAACGACCCAGACAAUGCUGCACGAUUGGCGUCACAACUCUCGCAAUACCUGCCAGAAUCCCACAGCCAGCUAUUUCGGUCCUCCCCCUUUCUCCGAAGUGUUAAGCCCUCGCCUUGGGAGACUCUCACGUACAAUCUGGUUCUCGCACUACUGUCAUUAGGAACCAAAUAUCCAGAGCUCAGAAAGACAGCCCUAGAGGCUGUGCAUAGCUAUUUGAACAACUGCACCGAGGCUAUAAAUGCGGUCACGCCUUUUCAAUAUUCAAAAUCCGAGACGGGGCGACAAGGCGUUAUACAUGAAUCUGUCGCCGUUCUGUCAAUUGCCGUUUCCCUUGUUGGGUUCAUGGACGCCUCAGCCGAACACGCUUCCAUCUGGGAUGCGAGCGAGAAGUUACAAAUAGUCGAUCAUUUGCGUGCAAUGUUGUCUGAGCCUUUCAUCAUGGCAGUUGAGACGGCUUCUUCCACUCUGCGCAAUGCCAACGUCGCGGAACAUGCUCUCAAGGAUUGGAGAAAAUACACUCAUCGAUACGCUGCUCACGGUCGCCCGUUGGGUGCCAUGCUCGUACAGGAAGGCUUUAUGCGCCUUGUAAAGUCAUGUGCGGCCUCUCUGAUCGGGUUCCAGCACCUGACCGAUGACCAACUCUUGGAUGACUACAUGACUGGUGUCGGUAUUGCCAAAAGCUAUGAUGAGGCUGACGUCUCUCUGGUUGAGCGCAUUACUGACAUCAUCAGUGAAGAAAUUCACUUGCUCGAGGAUGGCUCCGAUUAUCUGCAAGUCGGCUCACCAUGGCAGCAGCGCCUUGCCUUCUCUGUUAAAGGACAUGCCUUGGUUGGCUUCCUUAAUUGUGUCAUUCUUGGCGAAGAUGCAGCCAACAACGAUGUACUGCUAUCCUGGCUCGAGGACACUUUGCUUGACUCCCAGCAAAUGUCGAAUGUAGAAUUGUCAGUGAUAGUUUUGAAGUGUACCGCCAUCCUUGCAAGGAUGUCACCGAACGGUGCAUCUAUUGGAAGGCGCUGUCUACUGAGAUUCCUGGCCCAGGGAGGUGUGUCGACUCGUUCCACCGUUGCAGUCGCUUCUCGGUGCCUUGCCCAGAUCUUGACUAUCCUUUCCGAGGAUGCUGUGAUCACUACCCUCUAUUCACUUGGCAAUGCAUUGAGCCCGAGCACGAACGUUGAUCAAGCCAGCCAGGAUCAACUCAUCGGGGACCAUGCUGGGCCCGGGAUGAAUCUUGAGGCAUAUUCCAAAAACGCAAGCCAGACUUCGCUUUCAGCGAACCACCAAGAGGACAAUGUAGCCCACCGAAAUGUUAUUCAUGCCAUUGUGACCGUCGCGACUAAUUGCAACGACGGCAAGAUCAGUGCAUUGGCCCAGUCUAUGCUUCUCCAGAAGAUUGGUAAAAUCAAUGUCACGGUGGAUGCCUUCAUUAUCCAGGAAACUGCCGUGCUUGCUUUAAGCGGCGGACAAGCUGAAUUCCAGCUUCUGUUGAAAUUCUACGCACGCAUCUAUCUUGAUGGUAUCAACAAAGGGCUAGACACCAUCUCGGAUGCUGUACAAUGCGCUAUGACUUACCUCUCGAUCAAUCUGGAUCAGAAUCCGCCACUUUACCGACUUUACUUGGUGCAUCUUUUGGAAAACAUCAUAAACAAGGGCGAUGUACCAGAUCUUGAGAAUGAACGUCACAAGGAAAUCGUUUUUGCUGCAGAUGAUAUCACCCCGCUCUUGAAACCGCUGGCUCUCCUCGUGUCUUCCAAAGGUGGCACUAAUGGUGCUUCCUGGUCAGCCUUGGAGUCGGACGAGACCAUUCUAACCCUGUUCCGUGAUGCGUGGUUCAAUAUCGCCAUCCACGGAAUUUCGCUAAGCUCCAGUGCUGCCCAACUGUAUCACAAGGAACUACGCCUUCUUGCACAUCAUUCUCCUCCCUUGGUAGCCGAGAAUCACAUGGAAUCUUUGGAGAGCGACGUGGAGUUGAACACAGUGCUCAGACGUGGGAUGGGACCGCAGCGAUUCACGGAACAAAAGAGAGCCCUGAUUUCAGAGCUCCCUGGCCGAGAAUCUGAUGUCAAGAAACUGGACUAUUCACGAGCCGUGUUUCUGAAUGCUGUCGUCCUGGUCGAGAGCUUGCGUGCUUCUUCGGGGGAUUCCACCAAGAUUCUCAGCUAUUUCCUUGACCCGGCCCUGGCCACCGCAGAAAUGGUCGGAUGCAUGAAUGCUGUUGCGGACAAGGCCGUUACAUGUUAUUUGACUCUGACUCUUUCUGGGGAACAUGAUGACUUCUCGGCUCCCUAUCUAUCAAAGCAGCUUGCUGGAUUUUUGGUAGCGUGCUGUCAUCGCAUUGAAAGAGUUCAAAGCAUUGCGAUGCAGUGUGCGGACAAAAUCAUUCGCGAAUGCCCUUCGGCCUUAUGCGAAAAGCAUUCCCUUUUUGCUUUGCUUGAAAUCUUGACCGUCAUGUGGUCUUCCUGUCUUCAAGGAGAACUGGACGAGUUUGAGUGGAAAUCGUCUUUGGUUUCUCCCAUGGGCAUUGUCAAGGUUGAGCUAUCCGAUAACUAUGCGCUGAGGAGGGCGACUCUGAAUAGGUUCCAUGAACGAGCCAGGGAUUGGGUGACAUCCGUACUGAAUAUUGCCCCAUUGGAUGUCAAAGGGUUGCUCCAGACAUAUCUUUCCGAAUACGACGAUGACGGUGGCUAUGGCCACAUCUCGUUAGGGCGUUCAUUCGCUCUUGAAAUGGGCUCCCUUAUUCCACAAAGUGACCCACGGCUUGGGUCGAUCGAUGGCUAUGGAAGCAGUCAGUUCAAUAUCGCAUCUGAUUUCAUGGCACUCUACACGACACGCCAAAAGUAUCGUCGUCCAGAUAUACCUUCUCUCGGCGCGUUGGAUGGGGAGAGCUACAGAGCGUAUGCUGACCGGCCUCACGUUAACCUUUUGCCUAAGUCUGCAGACUCAUUGGAAGAGAGUCUCUCCCGUCUAUAUGGACGUAGCAUCGCUGGCGAUGAUAUUCCGGUUGUGGAAGUCAGGGACGUCCUUCGGCAGGCUGCGGGUCUCAUUUGCAGCUGCAGCAAGCCGCGGCUCUCUGUAAUCCACUAUUUGGUUGCGUUGCCUUUCCAAAUCUUCACCAAGGAGGCAAUCAAACUUGGUGUAUCUCUCUGGCUUGGAGUCAUUCACGAGAACCCAGGCACUGAGCCACGAAUCUUGUGUGAAGUCAUCGAGGCUUGGGAGAGGAGCAUGAAGCGUCGCAAAGGAUUAUUUGAUCCUAGCUUCGAUUAUCUUGACCCGUUGCAUACUAAGAUCGAACUACUGCCGACUGAUAAGGAUCUCAUGCUUCGAAUGCAGCAAGAGGCUCAAGAUACUCUCUCGCCACACCUGCGAGUGCUACAGUUCUUCGAAAGCCACUUCAAUGCUAUUCGCCUAGGGACCUUGCAGGACCGACAGCUGUUCUGUCGCUUGAUUGGCAGUACAGCCAUCGAACUCUCGAAGACUAAGGGCCACCCAUUGGCGCGGGAAAUCCACUUCCGCAUUGUGCUCCUUGGGCUUAAGGUCUUGAGACAUCUUAGUCCCCGAAACAGCAGCGCAUCUUGGAAACUGAAAGAUCAGAUUCUGUCUGCUGCUCUGAGUUGGUUCAAGCACCCUCCAAGGUGGUCAUUCGGAGGCAAUCGUCUACAGAUCAAAGCCGAAGACCGCGUUUUGAACGAGGUAACGGCGGCUUUACGAACCGUUGCAGGUAUCGCUGCUCAUGUGCACGGGUCGUAUAAAUCCUUGCAAGCCAAACAAGAGUUACUUCAAAUCCUCGUGGAGAAUGAGCGAUCCCGUCUUCGGGUUUGGCUAUUCCCUCUGGAGCCGGAGCGAAAGCACCAUCUGCCUUCCAUUGGAGGCAAGAAUGCCGAUGAAGGUCCCGUAUCCUUCCUUCGUCUGGCCUGGGCGGAAAAUGCAGGACUGGCUAUUCAAAUGGCCGCCCGAUUCCCAUCGCCCAAAAUGCAGGCCGAUGUCAGGUCGUUGAUUCUGAAUUUCCCCGAGAAGGUCAUUGAAGAGCCGGGAGCGCUGGAGAUUAUGUUUGACAACUCCCUACCCAGCGACGUCGGUCCCCAGCUGAAAUACAUGCUGUAUUGGGCCCCUGUCACUCCUACGGAGGCUAUCACAUACUUCAUGCCGGCUUACGGCAACCAUCCUUACAUCUUGCAGUACGCCAUGCGAGCGUUGGAGAGCUAUACAAUGGAUGUUCGGUUCUACUUUGUGCCACAGCUGGUUCAGGCCCUUCGCUUCGAUGCUCUGGGUUAUGUGAACCGCUACAUCCUUGAGACGGCCAGGUUGUCCCAGCUCUUUGCCCACCAAGUCAUUUGGAACAUGAAGGCCAAUUCUUAUAAGGACGAGGAUUCUCAAAUCCCUGACCCUAUCAAAGAUACCCUUGACCGAUUCUUGGAUAAUUUGAUCUCGAGCUUUUCCGACGAGGAGCGUGCCUUCUACGAGAGGGAGUUUUCAUUCUUCAAUGAAGUCACGGGUGUCUCCGGCAAACUUCGCCCUUACAUCAAGAGGAGCAAGCCCGAGAAGAAGGAAAAGAUCGAGGAAGAGUUGCGCAAGAUCAAGGUCGAGGUUGGGGUUUAUCUUCCCAGCAACCCUGACGGCGUGGUCGUGGGCAUUGACAGGAAGUCGGGCAAACCCUUGCAAAGUCAUGCCAAAGCGCCGUAUAUGGCGACAUUCCGUAUCCAAAAGACAAGGCCACGAUUGACCGGAAAGGGCGAGGCCAGCUCCGGCGAUCACCACCAACACCAACGCCAAUUGAUCAACCAUUCUGAGAGUGAGCAGGAGACAUACGAAGUGUGGCAGUCGGCCAUCUUCAAGGUCGGUGACGACUGUCGCCAGGACAUGCUUGCCCUGCAGAUGAUCGCGGCUUUCAGAAGCAUCUUCACCAGCGUUGGCCUAGACGUUUGGGUCUACCCUUACCGGGUGACUUCUACUGCGCCUGGCUGUGGUGUGAUUGACGUGCUUCCUAACUCUAUUUCGCGUGACAUGCUUGGACGCGAGGCAGUUAACGGCCUUUAUGAUUACUUCGUUUCCAAAUAUGGCGGUGAGGACUCGAUUCGAUUCCAAGAGGCGCGCACCAACUUCAUCAAGAGCAUGGCCGCCUAUUCAGUCAUCUCCUACCUGCUACAAUUCAAGGACCGACACAACGGAAACAUCAUGGUCGACGACGCUGGCCAUAUCAUUCACAUUGACUUUGGAUUCUGCUUUGACAUUGCACCCGGCGGCGUGCGAUUCGAGCGAGCGCCGUUCAAGUUGACCUCGGAGAUGGUCGCUGUCAUGAGUGGAACCCAUGAUCCAGCACACCAUCAGGGCGGCAACUCGGGCAUCAACCUGCCGGGUAGCUCUCACAACCCGACCAACACGCAGCCAUAUCGGUGGUUUGAAUCCUUGGUGGUGAAGGCAUUCCUUGCAUCGCGCCCAUAUAGUACGAAGUUGGCCCAUAUUGUAUCCCUCAUGCUUGACAGCGGUCUUCCCUGUUUCAAACCGGAGACAUUGAAGAACUUCCGUGACCGGUUUGUUCUGGACAAGAGCGAGCGCGAUGCGGCCGAGUACAUGCGGGAACUUGUGCGGAAGUCGUACAUGAGCGUAUCUACCAAGGGUUAUGACCAGUUCCAACUCAUGACCAAUGGUAUUCCAUACUGA